CCUGCUGACGCCACGUCUGGUGAAAAUGCACUAUUACAGCUCGCCUAGUCUAUCAGCUCCCCGCUUUCUAAUGUUAAACAGCUAGCUACAGUCGCUGUGGCUAGCGAAGUAAAUGAAAAAAAGCUCUCGUGUACUGUAGCUAGUUAGCUAGCUCAGGCCUUGGCUGUAAUACCGGCUAACGCAUAAUAAGAAAAGUAACGAAUAUUGUUUUUUUCCUGUAACGAUAAAAUGGCGGAAAAGCCAGAGGCUGGAGACAGCGAAGACGAGGUUGAAGAUGUGUACGAAGUGGAGAGGAUUAUUGACAUGCGAACGGAGGAGGGGGAGGUCCUGUACCGCGUUCGCUGGAAGAACUACUCAUCUGAUGAUGACACCUGGGAGCCUGAGGCCCACCUGGAGGAUUGUAGGGAGGUGCUGCUGGGCUACAAGAGGGCUCUGGCAGAGGCUAAGGUCACAAAAGACCAAGAUGCUAAGAAAGGCAUGAAGCUGCCCAUGAAGAGUGAUGUGUUCGAUGCUGACUCUGACAGCGACAGUGAUAAAGACAAGCCCACAGACCUUUAUGUCAAGAAGAAGAAAAAGAAGAAGCCCCAAGAAGAGGAUGAGGAGGCACAUCCCCUGAAGGAGAAGAGGAAAAAGAAGAAAGACAAGCGCAAAGAGGACUUCAGGCCUCGUCCAGCACCAGAGUCUGAUGAAGAGGAGCUUUCCCCUCCCCCAACCCCGGGCCGUGGAACCAAGAUGUCCGACUCCAAGAAGAGAUUUGUUGACUCCGAUGAAGAGGAAGAAGCCCCCGUGCCCUCCAAGAAGCACAGGAAGGACAAGGCUAAGGAUGGAGGGAAGCACGGGAAAAAAGAGAAUGUGGAGGAAGGGAAGAAGAAAAAGAAGAAAAAGAAGGAUAGAAGGGGUGAUCUGGAGUCCACUGAAGAUGAGGCCACUGCCCCACUGGAAGAGGAGCUUAGCGAGGGGCCAUCUGAGUCCCAGACAGAUGAUACCACCGCAACAGAAAAGUCUCGCGCUGACGACAAGCCCAAGAAUAAGAAGGGUAAGUCAGAACUGAAGCUGCAGGGCAUCAAGGACUUCCUUCAGGAUAAGAAAGGCAAGAAGCCGGAAACUUCAUCGCCAAUGCUCUCCGCAAGCGGCCUCGCAAAACUAAAGAGCCUCACUUCCUCCAAGAGCCAGGGCCGGGAUGAGCCCACACAAACCUCUGACUCCAGCGACACCCCUGCCCCGGCCCACGUCCACAAGAAGGCCAAGGGCAAGAGCCACGAGGCCACCCCUGCACCGCCUAAAAUCCCCUCUUCCUCAUCCUCGUCUUCCUCUUCCUCCUCUGGUGCAGGGGCCAGCACCAGCAAGACUGUGGAGGAGUCUAAAGUUGUAGUGGGCGGUGAUAAGGAGCAGGCCGCCUCCACUAACCUGUUUGAGAAGUUCCUGCUGAACUGCGAGGCCAAGGACCGCGUUCCCCGCAAACAGAUGGUACACCAGCCCACCCCCACAGAGAACACUAAACCACCAAAGCUCAUAGGGAAAAUUGAGAAAAGGACCAAGCUGACAAAGGAGUCACCUGCUCGGAAGCCAGAGCCAGACAAGACCAAACAUACAGACGCAUUUAGGCCCAGUCAGAGCCCCGCUGCUAUGGAGACUGGUGACAGGGCGGAGGCAGAGGAGGAACCUGCCCAGAAGUCAAAGUUCGGCGGAGAGGACCGGAGGGAGGAGGCUCAACGUUGGGAGAGGAGGACCCAAGAGGAUGACAGGAGGAGGAGGAGGAGGAGGGAGGACAGCGAGCCACGCCUCUUCAUCGUCUGUGACGACAAUCAAGACCCCCUGGAGAGCGCCGACAAGUCUGACAAAGGGCAAGCCUCUCUUAACCUUGGAAUGGACCUCAACUUGGACUGGAUGACACUGGAGGACUUUCAGAAACAUUUGAACGGAGAGGAUGAGAUUCUCUCUGCUCCACCUCUAUCUCCCAGUGAGCUGCGGGAUGCAGUGAAAAGCGGGGAUUACAUGUCUGUGAAACUUGCACUCAAUUCCAAAGAGGACUACAAUCUGGACCAGGAGGCAUGCACUGUUGAACAGAAGAGUUUAAGUGGCAAAGAGAAGAGUUUAAAUGAGCAAGAGGAUAUUUUAAAUGAGGAAAAGAAGACUUUACGUGAUGAAGAGAAUAGAUUAAGUAAUGAAGAGAAGCCUUUAUGUGCAGCAGGGAAUCCUCACCGCGAGGGGAAUCCUCACCGCGAGGGGAAUCCUCACCGCGAGGGGAAUCCUCACCGCGAAAGGAAUCCUCUAUGUAAAGAGAAUCAUUUACACAAGGAAGAGAAUCCUUCACAUGAGAAAAAUUCUCUACACAAUGAAGAGAAUACUUCAUGUGGCGAAGAGAAUACUUCAUGUGAUGUGGAGAAGACUUUAUGUGACAUGGAGAGAGCUUUAUGUGACAUAAAGGGUGCAAGUGCUGAAGAAUUCAGUUCAAGUGAUGACGAGAUUCACAAAAACAGUUCAGGUGAUGAGGUAGAAGGACAAAGACUGGAUUCAAACGUUCCAAGUGGGUCCGAUCCUCUUCCAUCUAAUGCAGAAAGCUCCUGCGACAAUAAUGAAUAUGAGCAGUAUCCUCCAAAAACAGCACAAGCUAAAAAACCUUGCCGCAAGAAAUUUGCACCACGGAAAGGUACACGGUCAAGCUUACGUUCCAGCACAAAAAUGACAGUCAGCGCAUGUAGUACGAUAGAAGAUGAGGAUGAGGAUGAUGAUGAUAAAAGAAAAUUGGACAAAAAGCACUUUUGCCUGUAUUGCAAUCAACCACACCACAAAAUUGCAAGACAUUUAGAAAGGAUGCAUGCAGAAGAAGCAGCUGUUGCUCAUGCGAUCAGCUUUCCAAAACUCUCCAAAAUCAGGGCUCUCUUGCUUGACCAACUCCGUAACAAAGGCAACUAUCAACACAACUUUGAAGUUCUUCAAAGUGGAGAUGGAAAAGUUGUGACAAAGAAAAUACCCUCUUACGAUGGUGCUUCUGUGCGUGACUACCUGCCCUGCCAACACUGCUUAGCUUUUUUCAACAAAAUAGAUUUAUGGAAGCAUGAGGGCUCAUGUAAUACCAGAAAAGGACAAGAUGAAACGAGGGGAGGAAAAAGAGUGCGGAUCCAUGCUGCGUCCUCUCAACUUGUUCCAUUGCCUGUCUACUCUACUGGAGGAUGUGAAGAAAUAAUACACAAUAUGAAUCAAGAUGACAUCUCAUGCCACAUCAAAAAUGAUCCCCUGAUAUGUAAAUAUGGCAAUGCACUAUCCGCAAAGCAUGGCCAUGCCAAGUCACAGUUUACUUACAUUGGUUCAAAAAUGAGGGAAUUGGCUAGAUUUGUACUUACAGUAAAUGAGAUGGACUGUGGUGUCCAAUACUUGCAUGAAGUAUGUGUACCAUCCAAAUUCAAAUUGGCCGUUCAUGCUGCCAGGAAAAUGAGUGGUCAUGACCCUGCCUCUGACAGAUACAAGACCCCAUCUCUUGCUUUAAAGAUUGGCUAUUCCUUGAAAAGAGCGACCGAAAUAGCUUUUGGGGAGAGUCGUAUGACAGAGGACCGCGAGGCAGAGGAACAAGCCAAAAGGUUCAUUGAACUUCUUGAAAACGAUUGGAAUAACAGUUUUUCUGGUCUAUCCCUCAGCACUGUCCCUCAGUGUGAUGAAGUUGAUGUGUCUUCACUAACUGAGGAUUUGAUCAAACUUCAGAAGUUUCUCAAGGUUACAGAGGACACAGCGAGGAAAGAAUUGCUGGAGAGCCCUACCAAUGCUGUCUGGAAAAAGCUCAAUGAAACUCUUCUUGCAGAAAUAGCUCUCUUCAACAGAAAAAGGACAGGAGAGGUUGCGAAAAUGCUGUUGGAAACGUACACAAACAGGAAGAAAGCUCCAGCUAGUGCAGACAUUUUCAAUAGCCUCUCAAGGCUGGAGCAGGAGCUUGGUGACGACAAAUUAACCAGGGUGGAAAUAGAAGGAAAAAAUGGUAGGAAAAUGCCAGUCCUACUAACGGAGAGGAUGAUUUCAUCUCUUGACAUCCUUAUUGCAAACAGAGACAAAGUUGGUGUGUCAAAGGACAACCCUUAUGUCUUCGCACGGAGCCUGGAUGCAGCAAGCUACGUCAGAGGGUUUGACUGUCUGAGGAAAUUUGCACAUGAGUGUGAUGCAAAGAAUCCUGAAAGUCUGAUCCAUGCGACAGUGAGGAAAGAGGUUGCUAUUCAUUGCCAAAUACUGAACUUGAAUGAAAGUGAAUUGGAUCAAGUUGCAAAGUUAUUGGGACAUGACACCCAGGUCCAUAAAGAGUACUACAGACUCUCUGAAAAUGCAGCACAUCUAGCAGAAAUCAGCAAAUUGCUGCUUGCAAUGGAUCAGGUUCCAGUUGUAAUUCCAGGGCCGUCUGAGGAAAGGGUUGUUUCUCCUACAUAUGGGACAUAUUCUGCGGGGACAGAUUCUGCGAGGACAUAUCCUACCGGGACACAUCCUACUGGGUCAGCAUAUCCGACAGAGACAUAUUCAGCAAAGUCAUAUACUGUGGGGGCACAGCCUUCAAGGUCAUAUCAUGCUGGGACAUAUCCUGAGAAGUCAUAUCCUUCAGAAUUACAUUCUGCAAUGUCAUAUUCUGAGGGGACAGAUUCUGCGAGGGCAUAUCCUAGUGUGACACAUCCUGCAGGGACCUAUCCAGCAAGUUCAUAUGUUGCAGGGACAUAUACUGCAGAGACACAUGAUGCAAGAUCAUAUCCUGCAAGUGCUUAUGACCUCUCAUCUCCUGCAAGAUCAUAUGCUUCGGGGACGAAUCCUGUCAGGUCAUAUCCUGAAGGGACAUAUCCUGCGGGGACACAUUUUGCGGGGACACAACUUGCGAGGUCAUAUCCUGCCGGAACAUAUCCUGCACAGACACUUCCUGCGCAAACACUCCCAGCGCAUACAGUUAUUACGCCAACACUUCAUGCCCAGACACUUCCUGCCCAGACAGCUCCAACACAGACGCUUCCUGUCGGGGCAGUUCCUGCAGGGACAGGUUCUGUGGGGACGGGUAAGGUGGGCACAGUGUGGAAACGGAGGCCGUGGAGUGAUGCUGCUAAGGCUGCGGUGAAGCGUCAGUUGGGACACUUUAUCUCAAUGAUGGAGGUUCCAGGUAAACGGGACUGUGAAGUAUGCCUCCACAAUGAACCAGCUCUACAAGACAGGACAUGGAGAGACAUCAAAAACUAUGUGCACAACACAGUAAAAUCUAUUAAAAGGAAGAAGGGCCUUACAAGAGUGGACCCCACCCAACAGACAAAGAAAGGACCGGCAAAGAAAGAAAAAGAAACGGAGGCAAAGAGUGCUAAGGAAGGAGUUGGUGGAACAAUGACAGUACCUUCACAGGAGAGACUAGAGGCAGGUCCUGUUGCUGUGGCAACACCAAGGAAACAGAAAAUAUGGGGUGAUGAGGCUCAGGCUGCGGUGAGGCGGCAGCUAGGAGACUUCACUAAACUGAUGAAGAUUCCAGGUAAAAAGGAAUGUGAUGCAUGUAUUGCAGCUGAACCAGCUCUACAAGGCAGGACAUGGAAAGAUGUAAAAAACUAUGUGCAUAACACAUUAAUGACGAUGUGCAGGAGGCAUAUUUCAGGCAAACAAAACAUGGAUCGUGAAAAACCAAGUCCAGUGACACAGAAACCAGGGUUGCAACAGAGUCCAGGGGUGCAUCAGAAACAAGGGGCGCUGUUGGGACAUCCAGAAGAUCCUCCUGUUUAUCUGUCCUUAUGAUUACCUUGAACUAGUUUGAAAACCUCCCAUGGUUCAAGGUAAGCUAAAGGAGAAGAGGAUAGCUUUUGAUUUAAUCUGACAAUCCUUGCUCACUUUGAUCUCACUUUGUGACGGAAAGCAAGAAUGAAGUAGCAUUUUAAGGAUAUAAUAUCAGUACCUACUUUAUUCUGCAAAUGUAUCCGUAGCAACUACAUAGUGAUAUAUUAUGCAUGAAAACUUGUUUCGCAGAUGUUGAAAUUCUCAACUACAAAAUUCCAUUGUCAUAAUGCAUUAUGUGGCGGCAAAACUCAAAGCCUUUUGGCAUAGGCUACACAUUUGCAACCUUGGAGAAAGGAGGCAAGGAAGGAUGGACUCAUACCGUUUUGUUUAUUUAAAAAAUCCAAUGGCCCUUUAUAAAUGCUGUCAAACUGAAUCUUCUGGGUCAGCAACGGCAACAAGGCCUCAUGGACGCACAUUCGGAAUCCAAACGCACCACAUGUUUCGAUUGAACCAUGUUGCAUAAAAAUGCCCAAGAUAACUGACUGAAAUACAGUAUAUGCUCCACAUGGAUAGAUAACAUGUACAGGCAUAAUUUAUUUUAAUUUUUUAACAACUUCGUUGAUUGUUGUGCAAACCUAUACAGUUAAACUGAUGACUUUAGCUUUUUGAUCACAUUACUAGUAUACUUUACUUUCACCAAAUGGAUCUGGAUCCAGAUGUACAAAAUGUUUUGUGUAUUCUUGCCUGUACCAUUGUAUAUGUAGCUAAUGUAUACCUGUAGGUUAGGUUUUGAGUAAAAACAACUGACCAGCAAACCUGGGAAUUUAGCAGGUUAUUCCUGGUAGAAGUGCGGUGUGAAUGGUUUUCAGGGCUCCAUCGGUAUGAGCUUCACAUUCUACAUAGUCACAUCACUCAAAACCUUAACAUUUUUGGUGUGGCUAAAAUCAUGAUAUGGUCAAACAGUAAAGUUCAUUAUCCUCAUUCCUGUAAUAUUAGAGUCUACACUCCUGCCCCUGUUUCGCUGGGGCCUGCUGAUGUGAUGAGUGAGCCACUCUCCUCUCCGGGAGAAUAACAUUUGUUCUGAUUGUAUAACAAUAAGGAGGUCUCUGCUUUCUGCAUAUUUAGAGUUGGCAAUCUAAUGUGUUUUGAGUUUCCACUUCCACGGGUGUUGAAUUAGCCCCAACUUUAUGUUGUAGAUUAAGGCAAAUUAAUCUUUAUUGAAAAUAUAAAAACAUUAAAAUAUAACAAUAUCCAUAUUGUUAACCCAAAAUUAAUGCCAGUCACGGGGUUAGGUUGUAUAUCUUGAAUCAUUCAUUCCUGAUUGGACAUGUUAGAUGAAACAACUUAUUUAUUGAAUAGCAUCUCGAGGUAGUCUAUUACAUUUCUUAAUAAAGAAUGACUGACUUUAUAAGAUGAUUACAAACAUUUUAUAUUGCAUGACGCUGCUUUUUUGGGGGGUUGAGACCAAAUCAUGGGCUGGUGCCAUCAACUGAAAAAGUUACGCACAGUUCAAACGCAAAAAACGUAUGGUGAGUCGAACUGAAUAGAAAUUAAAAGCAGGCUGGCACGGUUGAGAGCUUUUAUUGAUUUACCAAUUUGGUGUCAUACAACCGGUCUCAACACUGCAGACUUUCUUGUUGGGUUUGAGUCGAAUUCAGGCAUAACCGCGUUCUCUUCUGUGUUAAAGAAACCACACGGUUUAUUGCACUAAAAAGGCAAAGACGAUUCACAUCUGUGCAGUGCGGAAGUUAAUGUCUGAAACUGAAUAUGAUCGGUUUAAUGUGUCUCGGUUAACGUAGGCCAUAAUGUAUCUAAAGAUUUCAUAACUCACGUUUGCUAAGGAAUCACGAAACGUCCCCUCAUCCCUAAAAUAAACCAUGCGAUAUUACUGUGCAACGUAGACGUUUUAGUUUCUCCCGAGAUUGCAAAAUGAUUUUUAUGUUUGUGGUGCCCAUCAGUUAUGACUAUUACAACCUGUGUGUUGAUGUUGUUUUUACCGUCAGUUGCUGGUUUCAAAGAGCACCAAAAACUACACUAACCCAGUCAACGCGUCCACCUGUGAAUCCGAGGGCAUACUUCUGCUGUGGGUGUUGUAGCGAAGCAACCUUUAUUUGCAUGCAAUUAACAUAUAUUAAUAUACAUUACAAUUUGACUGAUUGUGGAAGAACUGCUCUUGCGCGCUGCAUGAAACAGGCGUGCUUCACCCGCGCGGAAAGAGCGGCAGAGGCUGCUGAACUAUCAUCAAAAGUCAGACGAGGCGCACUGCGUGGUUUCAGACGGCACUCUAUCCCUGCUUCCAAAGAGAAAGUGACAUAUUUUUUGUUCGGUGCUGUGUUUGAACAAGGGCUUAGUGGCCCAGGUGCCACCAGGGGAAAAUGCUGGUCUGGAGCCAUGGGUUUACAUACGAAGUGUGUUCCCAGCUAAGGGAGUAUGGUUUGAUGUUUGAGGCGCUUGAAAACCAAUCAUGUCAAGAAUAAUGUUUAUUUGGCUGUUCUAGAACUAUAAUCUUUAGAUGAAGAGACGGCUCCAUUUGAAAAUGGUUACUUAUUAUAAAUACAAGGCAUACAUACACUAUCCACAUUCAAUUGCUUUUGAAGCAUGGUUGAGUUUAUUAUCAUGGAUAUUGUACUUAUGUUAUUAACGUUAGCGAGCUAGCUAGCUAGUAUUCCUAGCUACCGGUAUGUAUCAGUAGUUGUUUUUUAUAUUCGUUUUUAAAUAUAUAUAUAUAUUUAUAAACAAUUUAGAUUUUAUCGUUCAUUUCAAUCUCGCUCGUUUUUGUGGAUAUUUGCUUCUAGAUGUAAUUCAUUUUCAUUACUAAGCCAGAUUCCCCCAGCUGCAUGACCCAGUGAGCCAUCUCAGUCCUGGCGAGUUGCUUUAUUCAAAAGGAGCUGUUGAUUAGGCUUGCCAGGUGGUCAGAGUUUGUGCUUUAGGACCAUUGAAAGGGCAAGGUCAGUGAACUUUUCAGAUCCUAUCAAAGGGCCCAUUAAUGGCUACAUCCCGAUUUUCCACCCUUCUCCCAAAGUGACUGGGAGUGUGCAAGUAAACUCUUUGAAAGAAGUGUGGAGAAUCUGUAAGCAGCAUGAGUGAUGGCUGAUGGGUUUGGCAAGGACUGGUGGACUUUUAUUGGCCAUCCCUUUACAUCGAAAGUUUAUAUGUGUGGAGGCUCUAACAUGAUUCCUAAACCGAAGCCUUGUUUAUUGUCACUAGUAACUUUACUGUAAUGUUCACUAAAAUUUGAUGACUUCCAAUCCAAUUUGAGGCAGUUUUUGGUUCUCCGAUCCACUCCUUUGACCCAAAAGUUACUAUUGAUAAGUAACUGAAAUCUGCUUUGCCAACUGGAAACAGUUCCUUUGUUCUGAGUGUGGAAUUGGUUUCAGAGAUUCGCACACAACCUAGGCUAUUCCUCUUGUACCUGUCUUUCCUACUAAAUAUGAUGUGGAUGAUUAGGCAUUAACUGUCCAUGUACUUGUUUAAUUGCUUCUUGUCAAAUGAUAAACAUUUAAACUUUUUAUAUUAAUGUUGCUAUUAUUCACUACGGUCUUAACCAUAUUGAUUCACAGCAGCCGUUUAAGUUCCUCAACACUAAUUUAGGCUGACUAACUUGUAUAGGGUUUGAUGGCUGUUGCUUCUCUGUAUUAUUUGAUCCACUUGCCUACUAGAUAAUGUUACUAUUGCAAGUAAACCUUUCUGUUGCUUCUAAUUGGAUCAAGGUUCAAGGAGGAAUAAUGUAAAUAAAUUAGUUCAUAGUUAUCAGUUCAUGUUAUAACUGCAUAAGGUCUGCCACAGUGUUAGGUGUUAACUGAGAAAAAAUCAGGGGUUUCAACCACACCCCACUAUUUACUGUCUAAAGACAUGGACAUCAUUGCUUAAAUUGUGUUUUUUUCACCAACAUGUAUUUGUUAUCAAGCUGCCUUUUGUUACCACCUGGUGCUCAUUGUGUGUACUGUAAGAUACUAUAUUUGCGCCGUUAAUAAAUUGUUACUUGACGUAAA
Molecule: messenger RNA, 9704 nt
Organism: Coregonus clupeaformis (lake whitefish)
Lineage: Eukaryota; Metazoa; Chordata; Actinopteri; Salmoniformes; Salmonidae
Product: M-phase phosphoprotein 8
Exons: 9
Coding region: 229-5733 (1834 amino acids)
Cellular component (GO): nucleus; cytoplasm
Molecular function (GO): protein binding
Source: RefSeq, a predicted model, not a curated record